Molecule: messenger RNA, 368 nt
Organism: Loxodonta africana (African savanna elephant)
Lineage: Eukaryota; Metazoa; Chordata; Mammalia; Proboscidea; Elephantidae
Gene: ZNF593OS
Product: ZNF593 opposite strand
Exons: 1
Coding region: 222-368 (48 amino acids)
Source: RefSeq, a predicted model, not a curated record
CUACCAUGGCUAAAUCACAGCCCCCACAGCCAGGCUGGCACAUUCCCUGCCGCCUGAGCAGCCAGGGCACAGAUGGGCAGUGAAGCGGAAGGGAUUGGGGUGGAAUCUCCCUGGGGCAUCAAUGGUUCUUUACCCAGCUGCACCUUCUCAGCCCUUUCCCUUCCUCCACCUUCCCAGAAGUCUCAAUCAACCUCCCAGGGAUACCCUCUGUGUACCCCCAGAUGCAGAUAGCCGGGCAGCUGAAGGCAGAGCCCCGGAGCCCAUUGGCUGGGGUUGUGGCCACGCUGCUGGCUGUUCUCGGACUGGGCGGCUCCUGCUAUGGUGUCUGGAAGAUGGUGGGGCAGCAACAGCCACCACAGACCCCAUGA